Sphaeroforma arctica JP610 is the source of this 582-nucleotide messenger RNA. RefSeq lists its product as hypothetical. Lineage: Eukaryota; Ichthyosporea; Ichthyophonida. The coding region runs from base 34 to 582 and encodes 182 amino acids. The record is from RefSeq and is a predicted model, not a curated record. The transcript has a single exon.
AGCUGCAAAGGUAAACAAAAUUUUGGUGCUGUAAUGACUAAUGAUACUACUGCGUGCCAUUCUACACUACUCAGUGGUGCGAGCAUGGAGUCCAUAAUACGUGAUAUCCUUCCAGAUUGUGAAACUGAGGAGAUACAACUCACCCAGGUACAGCACAAGUCACACAUCCCAUCAGGUAUGAAACUUUCGGAUCUUAUUUGCGAUCAAAGCCGCCAAAGAGAACGUAGCAAGAGUAUGAAUAGCAAACCGAACAAACCCUUUCUUGAUAAGUGGGCAACGCGAGUACGCAGCCUUGAUGUUACAAUGAUCGGUAAGAUUAAGGCGAACAGUCAAAUAGAAUUGGAAAAUUCCCAACAGGCAACUUAUAUACACUCCAAGGAAAUCUACGCCACUCCAGAUGCCACCUUCAAAGAGAAGAGGUCAUCAGAUAACGGCAGAGAUGAAAAGUUGGUUGCAAAACUUAAUAGUCCUAAAGAACUGUUCAGAAAAUUACGUCACAGUGUCAGGAGGAUGGCGCAACAACAUAAGAGUUGCGAGAUUGUGAUACCAAGUACACUUAAGAAAACAUCAGCAUGUGUUUGA